UGUUCGAGACAAAACAGAUGUAUUACUCAUGCCAUUCUGUGUUGAUCUUUAAUUAGAUAACGUUGUCACACAAAGGACGUACACUCACGUACUGCAUGAUCGAGUCCAAGGGAAACUACUCCAUUUUGCUGCUUCUGUAGAGACGUCAUCAUUCUAUGCGCUCAAAAGCGUUGUAUCUAAAAUGGCUGCGCUCAUGCGGUGUGCACGCUUCUUUAUACCAGUAUUUCAUUCGCAAAAACUUCUUCGUGUGACCUUUACAGGAUCAGCUCAGAUUAAUCAACAUCUUUUGUCCCAGAAUCCUACAUCUUUAGAUCAGAGAUCAUGGACAAGUAAACUCGCUGAAGAUAUAGAUUCUGUACCACCAACUACCUCCAAAAUUGAAAAUCUUAUCAAUGUCUUAGAGCGUUAUGUAAAACAGUUUGGACGUGUUUCGCGAAAGCAGCUGGACCCCAUUGUAUCACAUCUGGACAAGGAAGGAACUAUCAGUGCCCAGAACAGUCUAUCACUUUUACGACUGUAUGGCGCAACUCUCUUUGAUGAACCACCAUCAACUCGUCUUAAACUCGCUCAGGAACUAUGGGACAAGUACAAGAAAUAUGAUAUACCUCUGGAUGUCACUCACUACAAUGCUUUGUUGGGUGUUUACAUCCAAAACAAACAGAAGUUUUCACCAACAGAGUUCCUGGCUGCCAUGGAAAGUGAUGGGAUCCAACCUAACAGAGUGACAUAUCAACGACUGAUUGCUUCCUUCUGCGAAGGAGGGGACAUUCAGGGUGCAACGCAAGUUUUGGAGUACAUGAAGGCAGCAUCUUUGCCGAUCAGUGAUGUGGUCUUCAACGCCUUCAUUACAGGUCAUCUGCGUGCAGGUGAUCCUGACAGUGCAAAGAAUAUUUUGGAUGUUAUGAGACAAACAGGUCUUGAGCCAACCAGCUCUACCUACCAAGUGCUGGCAGCAGGUUUUGCAGAGAAAGGGGAUAUAGAAGAGAUGAAAAAGUUCAUAAACCUGGCAGAAAUUGAAAAUGUGCCAUUAAGACCUAAUCAACUAUUGGAGGUCUAUACUGUCUUGGCAGCAGCAACAAAAAACUCCCAGCACCUCAAAGAAGUCCUAACCUUUCUGCACAGUGGCAUUCCUUUCAACCAGGAUGCGGUUCGCACUUGCAACCAGCUAAUAGCGUCUGGCUUGGAUGAUGCAGCCUACCAACUGUUCUUGGAAAUGCCUCGGCCAAGUCAGGAUGAUUCAGAUCAUCCGACACUUGGGAGAUUCUUUCUGCGAGCUCUUGCAAGGCAUCAGAGGCCUUUGGAUACAGUUGUAAAGAUAAUAAAUGAUAUGCAAGAGAAAGGUAUCAACAAAGAUGAUCUCAGUGCUGUUGCACAUCUGGCUUUCCUUGAAAACAAACCAGAAUAUGCCUUGAAAGUUGUGGAGAAAAUGAAAUUAGAGGGUUUUCCUAUUCGUGCUCAUUAUUUCUGGCCAGCAUUUUGUCAGUUCCAAGAUGCAGGAGACAAGAAAAAUAUUUAUGAGACCUUGAAAGUUCAGAAAACUUUGUGUGAAAACCGUGAUGACUUUAUCUUGACGCUACACAGCUAUGUCAUACCAGCUUUGACUUCACUUGGAGAGUCACAAGAUGAGAUUGUGAAAAAUCUGAAGGCUUAUGACUUCCAAGAAAGAGAGGUGAACUUUGCAUGUUUCCUUUAUCAUCUCACCCAAGGCACCCUUCAGCCUGCUCUCAAGUUCUUGGAUGGAAGAGAGCUAUUCAUAAUUAUUGGUGCCGUACGUGCUGCCAUCAUACCUUUUCUGCACAAGACCCAAGACUGGAAGGGAUCCCUCGAGAUUCUGGCUUUGUUGAAAGCCCAAAGUGACCGCUGGAAGACACCAGCAUUGGACCUCACUUCCACUGUUUUAAAGCAGAUCCUUUUGCAGCAGAAGGAGAAGAAAUGGGUCAAUGUACCAGAGAUCUUUGACUUCAUGGAGAAGAAUGAAUUGAGAAUUACGAGGCGAAGUCAAUCAGAACUAGAGCUGCUUAUGGAAAAUUCUGCACCCGAACUUCUGAAAAGGUUGAAUGAUCUGGCUGCAAAUGAAGCAGAUACUGAGAAAAAAGAGAAUCCUGAACCAUCUUUACCCGAUCUUACACUUCAAGAGCUGCGGCACUUGGCAGAGAAGAACCCAAAUAACAAGUCCGUUCAAAAACGCUUGCUUGUUAAAGCUUGUGCAGUUGGGGAUGAGGAAGAAGCUGAAAAAGUGCGAUCAAAACUAGAAGAGGGGGGAUUUAUAUUUCCCCCUAUCGUGCUGUCUCAGCUGGCAUACCUGUAUGCUGCACACGUCAAGAAUAUAGAGAAAGCACAACAUUAUCUUCAGCAGCUAGAAACUCUGUAUCCUGAUCACAAGCACUAUAUGUCUUUGGUGUUGAAGAUCGCCUUAUUGCAGGUAUCAAAUGGACAGGUAGAUGCUGCAGUCGGUACACUACAGAGUUUUGCUCAGAAACAUCCAGAUGUCAUAAAAAUGCAGAACUUUCCAAAAGAUGAGUACUUCAGAGAUGUAGUGAAAGCUGCCAAGAAUGUGGAAGAGGCUAAAAAGCUGAAAGACGCAAUCUACACUUUAGGCUACAUUACUACCAGCAACACGUCUGCCUUAGAUGCCUACAUGGACUUUGUUGUCAGCAGUGGAGAUGGGGAUUUCAUACUGAAAGAAGUGGAAAAUAUAAUUAAUCUGCACCGACGCUCUCCUGGAGUUGAUCAGGUUUUAAAAUAUUUCAUAGAAAAAGAAGAUCCAGAAAGGCUUCAGAAAGUGGUAGACCUCCUGACAGAACUUCAUGGUCUCGUUAAUGUUUUCCAUCACCUUAUUGCUGAUUUCAUCGAAUGUGGACAUGUCAAGAAAGCCAGAAAAAUUUUAGAGACACCUGGCCUGCGAGCCAGCAAGCAGAGACUAAGCUACUACUGCCAGCAUUUUAUAGAAAGUGGCAAGAUUAAAGAACUGGAAACUCUGGUAGAAAUAACAAAGGAUCUUUUUGGUGCUGAUAGAGACAAUAUGCUCUUCCACCUCAUGCGAGGAUAUGUGAGCCAGAACAACAUGGAGAAAGCAAAAGAUGUCCUUUUGCAGUAUGAGGAAGAGUUUAUUCAGCCUAGCCAACAAACUCUACGCUUUCUUGCCCGAAACUUACAAAAACGUGGAAUGCCUGUACCUUUUAAUGUCGAAGAUAAGCCUGAAGCAAAAACCACUGAGACUAUUGAAGAAGCCAAGGUGUGACUGAGAGCAGGCUUAAUCAACUGACUAUGAUAACAAGAUGGCAGCGUAAUAUUUACUUGUUACCUUACACUUAUGUCACCAAAGAGGAACAGAGACAUGUAAAGAUUGCUGAAUCCAUGAAAACAUCAACACAGUGUGUUGAUAUUUCUUUCCUCAGCUGUCAGGAAGGAAAGAAGAAACAAAUGAUUUUGUUGCUGUUCAUAUUAGUCAUAGGAGAUGAAAUACAGGUCUGCCACCAGAUUUUUCCACAAAAUUGCAGAAUCAGUUUUUCAUGUGUUUAUUUUUACUGAAUCCAUUUUAUGUAGGUCUUGGCUGCAGUGAAUGUGUUGGUGUCAUUGUAAACCAGAUUAGACAUGAACAUUGCUGAAAUGUGCUUGCAGUAGAUGGUCAGUCAGAUAUUGUGGUAUGAAAAGAUUUAUUUGCAGGUUGGAGGAAUGUGUUGUAUAUAACUUGUCAGGAGGAAGUGUGUGGAAGAUGAUGUAGUGGAGUAUGACCUUGAGAAAUGUAUGUUUGAGCAGACAAUAAAAAGAUAAUGUCUGUCA
This is a messenger RNA of Pomacea canaliculata, 3783 nucleotides long. Its product is annotated as leucine-rich PPR motif-containing protein, mitochondrial-like. Lineage: Eukaryota; Metazoa; Mollusca; Gastropoda; Architaenioglossa; Ampullariidae. The transcript has 29 exons. The record is from RefSeq and is a predicted model, not a curated record. The coding region runs from base 182 to 3241 and encodes 1019 amino acids. Gene Ontology annotation, molecular function: protein binding.